Molecule: messenger RNA, 1065 nt
Organism: Scomber japonicus (chub mackerel)
Lineage: Eukaryota; Metazoa; Chordata; Actinopteri; Scombriformes; Scombridae
Product: F-actin-capping protein subunit alpha-2
Exons: 10
Coding region: 1-963 (320 amino acids)
Biological process (GO): barbed-end actin filament capping; actin cytoskeleton organization
Cellular component (GO): F-actin capping protein complex; actin cortical patch
Molecular function (GO): actin filament binding
Source: RefSeq, a predicted model, not a curated record
AUGGACAGGGAAGCCAUGAAAUGUCAGGUUCUGACUGUUUCCAACCACAGCUGUGAGAGUCUGAUUCUUAUUGGAAACACUCUGGAGUGCACCGUUCCCACCGAGCUGAACGCCGCCACUGCCAAGGAGCUGCAGGUGGAGGUACGCAUAGCAGCUAACUUCGUCAUCCACGCCCCACCAGGAGAGUUCAACGAGGUUUUCAAUGAUGUGCGAUUGCUGCUCAACAAUGACAAUCUUCUCAGGGAAGGUGCAGCGCAUGCAUUUGCACAGUACAACUUGGACCAGUUUACCCCGGUGAAAAUCGAUGGCUAUGAAGAACAGGUCUUAAUCACAGAGCAUGGUGACCUCGGAAACGGCCGGGUCCUGGACCCCAAGAACAAGAUCUCGUUCAAGUUCGACCACCUGAGGAAGGAGGCCAGCGACCCUCGGCCCCAUGACGUCGAGGGCUCUCUGGAGGGCUGGAGGAGCGCCGUGGACUCGGCCGUCAGGGCCUACGUAAAGGAGCAUUACCCCAACGGAGUCUGCACCAUUUACGGGAAAACCAUCGACGGACAUCAAACCAUCAUUGUGUGCAUCGAGUGCCAUCAGUUUCAACCAAAAAACUUCUGGAAUGGACGCUGGAGGUCAGAAUGGAAAUUUACAAUCUCUCCCUCCACCACUCAAGUGGCAGGAAUCAUGAAAAUCCAGGUUCAUUACUAUGAGGAUGGCAACGUUCAACUGGUGAGCCACAAAGAGGUCCAGGAGUCCAUGUCAAUUUCUAAUGAGGCUUCCACUGCAAAGGAGUUUGCUAAGAUCAUGGAGGCUGCAGAGAACGACUAUCAAACGGCCAUCAACGAGAAUUACCAGACCAUGUCGGACACUACCUUCAAAGCCUUACGCCGCCAGCUUCCUGUGACACGCACCAAGAUCGAUUGGAACAAGAUCCUGAGCUACAAGAUCGGCAAGGAGAUGCAGAACGCUUAAAAAAAAAAAAGAAGAAAAUACAACAGAAAAAAAAAGAAAACCAACGGAGAACAUAAGACACCCCCACCCUUCCCAAAUCCCUCGCCCCACCCCACCCCAACC